CUCUCUCUCUCUCUCUCUUUCUGAGAUUGAGUUGUUAACUAAAAUUCAACGGUUUCACAUUCAAUUUUCGCUUAUUAAUCGACGUAUAAUUCUGAGUGUACUUCUCAUCUCUACUUUUCAAAUUUGAUAUGGCUUCGGCGAUGCUUUCUGUAGCUUCAGCCUGCCCAUCUGCGUCUCUUUCGGCUCAUGAGAAUCUCAAGGUAAAGUCGAAGCUUGGAAGUGCUAGCUUGAGCUUCAACAAGGACAAAUGCAAUCUCUUUAUUAACACAAAGUCUUUUAGUCGGAUAUCUAUGGUUGCUGCGGUUAAUGUUUCUCUUUUUGAGGGUGUCACAAUGGCUCCUCCUGAUCCGAUUCUGGGAGUUUCUGAAGCUUUUAAAGCAGACACACAUGAAAAUAAGCUCAACCUUGGAGUUGGGGCCUAUCGAACAGAAGAGCUACAACCUUAUGUGCUGAAUGUUGUCAAGAAGGCAGAGAAUCUUAUGGUGGAAAGAGGAGAAAACAAAGAGUAUCUCCCAAUAGAAGGUUUGGCUGCAUUCAAUAAGGUGACUGCUGAGUUAUUAUUUGGGGCAGACAACCCCAUAAUAAAGCAACAAAGAGUUGCUACUGUUCAAGGUCUUUCAGGAACUGGUUCUCUUCGACUUGCUGCAGCUCUGAUUGAACGAUAUUUUCCUGGGGCAAAAGUUCUGAUCUCAUCUCCAACUUGGGGUAAUCACAAGAAUAUUUUCAACGAUGCUAGAGUUCCGUGGUCUGAAUACCGAUACUAUGAUCCAAAAACAGUUGGUUUGGACUUUGAGGGGAUGCUAGCUGACAUAAAGGCUGCCCCUGAAGGAUCUUUUGUGUUACUUCAUGGCUGUGCCCACAACCCAACUGGCAUUGAUCCAACCCCUGAACAGUGGGAAAAAAUUGCUGACGUCAUUCAAGAGAAGAACCAGAUACCAUUUUUUGAUGUUGCUUAUCAGGGAUUUGCUAGUGGAAGCCUUGAUGGAGAUGCAGCAUCUGUGAGAUUAUUUGCUGCACGUGGUAUGGAGAUUCUUGUUGCCCAGUCAUACAGUAAAAAUCUGGGUCUUUAUGCUGAAAGAAUUGGCGCAAUCAAUGUUGUCUGCUCAUCAGCAGAUGCGGCAGCAAGGGUGAAGAGCCAACUCAAAAGGCUUGCUCGACCAAUGUACUCUAAUCCUCCUAUUCACGGGGCCAAGAUUGUGGCCAAUGUUGUUGGGGACGCAUCUCUCUUCAAUGAAUGGAAAGCAGAAAUGGAAAUGAUGGCUGGAAGGAUAAAGAACGUGAGACAGAAACUAUAUGAUAACCUCUCUGCAAAAGAUAAGAGUGGGAAGGAUUGGUCGUUUGUACUUAAGCAGAUCGGCAUGUUCUCGUUCACAGGCCUGAACAAAGCUCAGACUGAGAAUAUGACGAAUAAAUGGCGUGUGUACAUGACAAAGGAUGGAAGGAUAUCCUUGGCUGGAUUAUCUUUAGCCAAGUGCGAGUAUCUUGCGGAUGCCAUCAUUGAUUCGUUCCACAAUGUCAGUUGAAACGGGAUGCUGAGCUACGUAUUAUAUUAGAAGCAUUACUCUAAAAUUUUUGUGAGUAAUAUUCAACCUAGUUACUGAAAUAUGGACUGUCGAUCAUUUUGUAAUAAUGUAUAUGCUUUUUGGCCAUCGGAAAAUUGUUGCAUCUGAAGUUCAAAUUGAGGCCGAUAUGUUAGAGGAAGUUAAGUUGAAA
This is a messenger RNA of Alnus glutinosa, 1713 nucleotides long. Its product is annotated as aspartate aminotransferase, chloroplastic. Gene Ontology annotation, biological process: biosynthetic process; amino acid metabolic process. The record is from RefSeq and is a predicted model, not a curated record. Gene Ontology annotation, molecular function: transaminase activity; pyridoxal phosphate binding. The transcript has 12 exons. NCBI's taxonomy places the organism in Eukaryota, Viridiplantae, Streptophyta, Magnoliopsida, Fagales, Betulaceae. Bases 129 to 1523 code for a protein of 464 amino acids.